UUAUGUUUUCCUGGCUGGCGAGGCGGGGGAGGGGGCGCGCGGAACGAAGCGGAGCAGUGAUGGAGGAGAGGCGAGAGAGCGAGCGCGUGGUGAAGAGAGAGAGAGAGAACGAGAGGGAUCUGCACACAGACGCGGACCGCUGAGUGCCGUUUCACUUCAGGCGAGAGAUAGCCUCCUGCGUGGUGAAAGAGGGAAUCUGUGAUUUCUGGACUAAUAGAUAUCCUGCCAUUCCCGAGAAGAGAAUACGAACGGAUAAUAAAGAGCAAAGACGCACCGAAGUUCGGGAAGAAGGAGGUGACACUCACUGCAAAAUCUGGUUCAGUGAGAAAGAAAAACAGAGAGCGAAAGGGAAAACGAGAGAGAGGGAUAAACAUAAACGAGGACGAGAAGCGGGCCGUGUUUUGAGGGUUUCGGGGGAGUCUCUUCUCUCCUUGGGGCCUCGAAGAGGCGGCCAGCGACAGGAGGCGCGGGAGAGAGGACCACCCUCCCAGCAGGGACCAUGUACCCUCACGGUCGACCACAGGCUCCUUUGCUGCCUGGGCAGCACACUAAGUUCACUGUGCUUGAGACGCUGGAUCGCAUCAAGGAGGAGUUCCAGCUCUUCCAGGCCCAGUACCACAGCCUGAAGAUGGAGUAUGAGAAGCUGGCCAGUGAGAAGACGGAGAUGCAGAGGCACUCCAUCAUGUACUAUGAGAUGUCAUAUGGACUGAACAUUGAGAUGCAAAAACAGGCGGAGAUUGUGAAGAGGCUCACUGCUAUUUGUACUCAGAUCAUCCCGUUUCUGUCUCAGGAGCACCAGCAUCAGGUAGCUCAGGCAGUGGAGCGCUCUAAGCACGUCAGUAUGGCUGAACUCAAUGCUAUUAUUGGGCAGCAGCAGCUCCAACAUCUAUCCCAUCAUGCAUCUGGCUUCCCCCUAAUGCCCCACCCCUCGGGGCUCUCUUUGGGGGCGGGUUCAGGACUUGGGGCUCUUCCCGCUGCGCUGGGAUUCGCUGGACCCCUGAUGGCUAAAGAUGACCCCUCCCACAGCCACCCUGAUGAGCUGAGAGAUGGAACCUCAAGUCGGAGUAAGUCGGCAUCCCCGCUGCACAGUCCCCUGGAUGAUCGCCAGUUGGCAUCGCUGGCCGCUCAGAGGGAAGCAGUGCGAAGCCGAGCUGAGGAGAGAACCAUGGCUCCAGCACACAGUGACGAUGAGGGAGACAGGAGUGAGGUGGACGUUGGCAUGAGCUCAGAGGGCCAGAGACCUCGCCCCGGGGUGCCCCCCUCCCCCCCAGAUGGGAACGGGCUGGGGGGGCCACUGUCGCCCAGGAGGGUUCGUCCCAGAGGUAGCAGCCCCUCUACAUCCAGCCAAUCACAGUCCCCCACCGCGGGGAACAGCACCCACCUGGGACAGGUACACAUGGGAGGGGCACGAUCACCCUCUCCCCCCCGACGGGUGUCUCUGACUCCAGGAUCUCCUCUUCAUCCUCCUUCUCAUCCUCUCCCCCCUCCCGCUCGACACGUACUCCACCCCCCACCUCCCUCUAGAUGUCUGAGGAAGGCAGAGGGUAGAAGCUGCUUGUCCAUCAAUCACCUCUCUCUCUGCAUGUGUGUGUGUGUGUGUGUGUGUGUGUGUGUGUGUGUGUGUGUGUGUGUGUGUGCGUGCGUGGGUGUGUGUGUGUGCAAGGGGGGUGGCUCUGGUGCCUUUCUGCAGUGUCCUCACUCUCUAUUAACUCUCAGUUCAAACACAUCAAACACAUACACACACACACACACUUUUUUUCUCUCUCUUUCUCUCUCUCUCUUUCUCUCUCUCACACACACUCACACACAUACACAAAGCAAAAGACAGAUCACAGACGCUACAGCAGACACACACACACACACACACACACACACACACUCAAAAGCUAAGGCAUCAAAGCAAUUCUCAGGAGGCUGUUUGCAAAGAUGUCACCCAACUCCUUCAAUCAUGUUCCAAGCCCCUACUGUCUCUUCCUGAAAGUUCCUCCCUGAUGGACCAAUCAGGUCAGAGGUCACGCCCUUCACUAAGACCAUCCACGCAAUGCCCCUCCUCUCUGUGGCUGUUGGAUAAUCUUUCACCAAUCAGCAUAGACCACUGUGUAAGGACAAGCGUCGGUGGGGCUACUGGCGAAACCGCCCUCCUUCAACACUGUUUGUAUUUUUCUCUUGCUACUCUGCACGAAGCACAGCGGGGAAAGGACCUAACAACUAUUUAUAUUUUCCUCUGGAUUGAAAGACCCAGGCGUGUGGGGUUUACUUCAAGUGUCCACUGAAGCUUGGUUCACAACGAACUCAAAGGGAGAGCUUUCACUCACUGACCCCAAUUCAACUAGUAUAGAUGGGACACUCUCUCAUGCACAGCCAUAACAUCUUACUGCUGUCAACAGAUCCAUCUUUGUGGUCUAGUGUUCUUUCUCUCUGAUGAUACUCAUAGUGCUGUUCUUUAGCGGUUUCCUAAUUGGUUUCAGUGUUGAUUUGACAAUAAAGAACAUGGGACUUGG
Messenger RNA from Alosa alosa (allis shad), 2501 nucleotides. Its product is annotated as transducin-like enhancer protein 4. The record is from RefSeq and is a predicted model, not a curated record. NCBI's taxonomy places the organism in Eukaryota, Metazoa, Chordata, Actinopteri, Clupeiformes, Clupeidae. Gene Ontology annotation, molecular function: transcription corepressor activity; protein binding. The coding region runs from base 500 to 1978 and encodes 492 amino acids. Gene Ontology annotation, biological process: regulation of DNA-templated transcription; negative regulation of canonical Wnt signaling pathway. The transcript is spliced from 14 exons. Gene Ontology annotation, cellular component: nucleus; transcription regulator complex.